AUGGAAGUCAACGGAACGAACGGCUCUGCUGCUCAUAGUUUCGUCGUCUUCGGAGCGUCGGGCGAUCUUGCGAGAAGAAAGAUUUAUCCCGCCCUAUGGGCUCUCUAUCGCGACGAUCUCCUCCCAGAGCGGACGAGAAUUGUGGGCUAUGCCCGGUCGUCGUUGACGAUGAAGCAGCUGGCGGAGAAAGUCCGACCGUACGUGAAGUUGGGCGAACAGGACGAAGCGAAGUUUGAGAGGUUUCUCGCCGCGAACACUUAUCUCCCCGGUUCAUACGAUCAAGCAACGGACUUCAUCAAUCUCAAUGAACAUCUGAAGAGCUUGGAAGCGAACGCUCCCUCUGUGAAUAGGCUCUUUUACUUGGCGCUUCCGCCCUCAGUUUUCCAGCCAGUGUCCACAUUGCUGAAACAGCAGUGCAUGAGCCCAUGCGGCUGGAAUCGUGUAAUCAUCGAGAAACCUUUCGGACGGGACUUGGAGUCGUCCGAUGCCUUGUCAAGACACCUUGCUUCGCAUUUCAAAGAAGAUCAGAUAUACAGGAUUGAUCACUACCUCGGCAAGGAAAUGGUGCAGAACCUUAUCACGCUCCGCUUCGCCAACAGGAUUUUCAGUCCGACGUGGAAUAGAGACAACAUCGCGAGCGUUGUCAUCUCUUUCAAAGAGGACAUCGGGACCCUGGGGCGAGGUGGAUAUUUCGAUGAUUCCGGUAUCAUACGCGACGUCAUGCAGAAUCAUCUGUGUCAAAUGUUAUCGAUCGUCGCAAUGGAGAAACCUGCGUCGAAUCGAGCGGACGAUAUUCGGGACGAAAAAGUCAAGGUGCUCAAGUGUAUCUCGCCCAUCCUCAUGGAGAACUUAGUACUGGGUCAAUACGUCGGCGAUCCGAAAGGGCUCGGUGAAAAGAGUCAAGGCUACCUCGACGAUCCGACAGUACCACGAGGCUCUUCGACUCCUACGUUUGCCACGGCUGUUUGUUACAUCAACAAUGAGCGUUGGGACGGCGUCCCCUUCAUACUUCGUUGCGGAAAAGCUCUGGAUGAACGUAAGGCUGAAGUGCGCAUCCAGUACCGGGAUGUGCCCGGUGACAUUUUCGCCGGUCAAGCCAAACGGAACGAGCUCGUGAUGCGAGUACAGCCCGGCGAGGCCGUAUACGUCAAGUUCAUGAACAAAUCCCCUGGGAUGUCUUUCGAGAUGGAGGAAACGGAGCUGGACCUCUCCUACAACAAUCGUUACAAGGGGAAGGUUUCGCCGGACGCUUACGAGCGCCUCCUGUUGGACGUUUUCCUUGGGAAUCAGACGAGUUUCGUACGCAGCGAGGAGCUAGCCGAAGCCUGGCGCAUAUUCACCCCUAUACUGCACAUCAUCGAACGGGGUCAGACGAAGCCCAUCCCAUAUGUUUUCGGCAGUCGCGGUCCCCGAGAAUCCGACCUCCUGAUGAGUUCGAAAGGCUUCAACUACUACGGGACUUAUCGUUGGAACCAGGGCACUGAUGUUUGA
Molecule: messenger RNA, 1491 nt
Organism: Galendromus occidentalis (western predatory mite)
Lineage: Eukaryota; Metazoa; Arthropoda; Arachnida; Mesostigmata; Phytoseiidae
Gene: Zw
Product: glucose-6-phosphate 1-dehydrogenase Zw
Exons: 10
Coding region: 1-1491 (496 amino acids)
Biological process (GO): glucose metabolic process; pentose-phosphate shunt, oxidative branch
Cellular component (GO): cytosol
Molecular function (GO): NADP binding; glucose-6-phosphate dehydrogenase activity
Source: RefSeq, a predicted model, not a curated record